AUGAAUACCACAUCGUAUACCAAGGAUAAAGUUUACUAUUGUCUAACAUUCCAGCAAUUGAUAAUUGAUAAAGUACUGAAUCAAUCGAAUCUAGACGAAAAGUUAACUACCCUAACAGCUGGUCUAGCAUCUAUAACAUUGCCAACUUGUAUUGCCUAUGCAUUAGCUGGAAAUAUGACCAUUCUAAUUUUAUUAUGUCUGAAUGUUAAACGACCAAAUCAUAUGGAAAUUUAUGGUUGUAUAUUAAUUCUAUUCGAUACAUUAUUUGUAAUUGUUUCAUGUGUCUAUUAUAUUCCACAGUAUUUUGCCUGGUGGAGUCUAUCUAUUACAGCUUUACACUUUACAAGUCAUGCAUACUGUAAACUAAUCUUUGGCUUUAUUGAUCUAUUCUCAGCGAUUCGUAUGAAUCUUAUCCUAUAUAUGAUUAUUCUAUGCCUGAGAAAACCACAGUAUUAUUAUUACCAUUCAAAAAUGUAUGGUUAUCUACGCUUGAUAUCAAGAUUAAUUAUUAUCCUAGCUGUUAGUUUAAUACAAGCUGUACCAACAUUUGUAAUAUACGGUUUAUGGCUGCAUGAUGAUAUCUGUCUCUGUCUACCACAUCCACAAUGGUCUUAUAAAUAUCAUAAAUUCUAUUAUAUACAUAAAGCGUUAUACUUGGAAUGUUUAAUUCAAUCAGUUAUUUCACUACUUUUAAGUAUCCCGCUAUGGUAUAAAUAUAAUCUAGAUAAACAAACUUAUUUAUAUUUAAAUAAUCAAUGUACAUCACGUAGUCUAUUGACUAAAAUAUUGAUUAAUUUAAAAUUAGAGAUACAAGGUCAUCGACAAAAUGAACAAUUCUUACUUAUUCAAAUAUUUACAAUAUGUCUAUUGAAAACGUUACGUGGUCUAUGUAGUCUAUCCUAUUCAAUGCAAAGAGCAGAUUUAACCAAUACUCGAACAGUAACACAUCCAUCUGUUUAUAUGCUAACAUUAUUUAGUAAGUGUGAUUCAUUAAGUAUAUUAGAAGUUAUAUUUAUUAGUAGUUCUUCUGUUGUCUGGUACAUAACCUCUUAUGAAAUUCAAUUAUUUUGUAGAUAUUUACGGUUGAAGUUAUUUUCUACAGGGAAAAAGAGUGGUGGUAGUAGUAGAGCAGCAUUUGCAUCGUUAACAUCACAAGAUUAUGCGUAUUUAUGUCAAAAAAGACGCUUAUUUCAUUCAUAUUAUCAAAUUAAUCAUCAAAAGUAUCCUGCACACAGAGAAUUAUCCAUUCGUGCACAGAAAAAAGUUGUUCAACAAUUAGAUAAUUUAAAAGAACAUUUAUUAAAAAUGCAUGCAAAAGAUUUAAAAGAUACAAAUGUUUGGAAACGUUAUAUGAUACAAAAAAAUUAUUACAUGAAUUAUUUGCAUAAAAUUCACGAUGAUGAAGAACAAACAUUGAAUGAAUUAGCUAGCAGCUUAGAUUUAGAUCCAGCGAAUCCAUUAUGCUUGAAUUCACUUGAAAUAGAUACUCCAGUUGAUGAAGAAAGAGAAGAAGGCGAAGGAGGUGAAGGAGGCGAAGAAGAACAAGAAGUAGACGAACAACGAUCAGAAAGUAAACAGCUGACGAUAGAUGAGCGUACAUCAAAUAAAACUGUUGAUAAUGAACGACAAAAAUAG
Molecule: messenger RNA, 1635 nt
Organism: Trichobilharzia szidati
Lineage: Eukaryota; Metazoa; Platyhelminthes; Trematoda; Strigeidida; Schistosomatidae
Source: the annotation of a GenBank genome assembly